AUGUCGACCUCCAUGGCGAAUCGAAAUGCGCGGCGCCAUUCGCGCGCGCGGGUACGAUAUUGGCGCGGAGCACUCGGGUGUGCCCUGCACCGAGUCCUCGUUAGUUCCAGAGGCGCUAUCGCGGGCCCUUUCACAACUGCCCGGCAGAGGACAAGGCUCAUGCACAUCCACUCGAUCCGAAUCUGUGGAUGGAAGUCAUAUAAGGACGAAACGUUUAUCGGUCCGUUUCACGAAGGGUUAAACGUCGUUGUCGGGCGCAAUGGUUCAGGAAAAUCGAACCUGCUCGAAGCCGUGCGUCUGCUACUUGGGGACGCGGGACCCGGUCUCAACGCCGAGCAGCGGUCUGCUCUUCUACAUGAAGGCCCAUCUGGGCGUGUGCUAUCUGCGUUCAUAGAAGUCACUUUCGAUAACAGUGACGGGCGUCUGCCAAUCGAACGUUCCCGGGUUGUGCUCAGGCGAAUGUUUGGGUUGCAAAAAGACGAGUAUCUGCUUGAUCGUCGGAGUGUCUCCCGAGCUGAGGUUACGGCUCUCUUUGAGAGUGCCGGAUUCUCUCGUUCAAAUCCGUACUAUAUCGUGCAACAGGGAAAGGUCGCUGCUCUCUGUACGAUGAAGGACGAUCAGCGACUUGAGCUCCUGAAGGAAAUCGCUGGCACACGCACCUAUGAGGAGAAGCGUGCCGAAUCCCUCCGCAUCCUUGAAGAGAGCAUCGGAAAGCGAGCAAAGAUCCGCGAGAUUCUGGAGUAUAUUGAGAAACGGCUGCAGGAACUUGAAAAUGAGAAGGAGCAAUUGGUUGCUUAUCAGCAAGUUGACCGCGAAAGGCGCUCGCUGGAGAGAGCUAUAUACGAGCGCGAGCUCACCGAACUGAAAACCCAGCUGGAGUCUUUGGAGCAUGAGCGACAGCAUGAAGGCGUUCAACUCGGUAAGAUGCAUCAGGAGUGCCGGCGUCUUGAGGUAGAGCUUGAGGAAAUUGAGCAGCGUAUAGCCGAGAUAGAAAGGGAACGAGCGCGUCUCGAGGUGGACCAAAGCUCGGUGAAGCUGGAGUUAGUCAAAGCGGCAGAGCAGCGCAGUGCGCUGGAAACUGAAUUGGCGCUCGUAACGCAGCAGCUAGAAAAUGAGACGAUCGAGCUGGAUCGAGUGGAGCAAAAAAUCCAGACACUGCGGCAAGCAGCACAGCAGCGCCGCGCUGAACGUGAUCGCAUUCUUCCAGAGUAUGAACGUCUUCGAGAACAGGAACAGCAUCUGCGGACCGCGAUGGCUAUGACGCAACAGGAGCUUGUGCAGCUCCAGGCACGAGAAACACGAGACGUCCAAUUUAGAACAGUCGAUGAAUGUAACGCAUGGUUCCAUAACGAGAUUGCACGGAACGAAGAGCUGCGACAUGAAACGCGAUCCCAGUUGCAGGAAACGGAACGAGAAAUUCAUCGUCUUGAAUUUGAGCUAUCGAGUAUAGCCGAGCGUCGCAAAACUAAUGAAACCCAAUUUGCCUCGGAUCGUGAACAGUUGAACGCGUUGAAUGCGCGUCUAGCCGAGUUAAAACGUGAGCGCAACGAAGCGCAUCGAGCACGUCAGGAACUAUGGCGUCGAGAAGCAGAACUCGAGAGCUCGCGUGCUACGUUGCUAUCCGAACUCACGGAGAGCGAGCGCCGCAAACGCAUGUCGGUCGGAAGCAAGUUUCUCAACGCGUAUCAGUAUAUCUGCAACCUGCAGUACAGCGGUACGAUCUACGGCCCACUCUAUACGCUCUUCGAGACGGAUGAAAAGUUUUACGUCGCCGUCGAGGCUGCAAUGGGGUCGGCGCUCUGCUACAUCGUUGUAGAUACCGAUGAAACCGCGGCAUAUCUCAUUCAAAGGCUACGCGAAGCCAAUGCAGGCCGGUUAACCUUCAUUCCUCUGAACCGGGUACGAGACGAUGCAUCAGACGCCGCGAAGCGCAACUCUAUGAGCCCGCCACCCACCGAAGAGGCUGUUCCGUUGGUUUCGCGGCUGCGCCUACGCGAUGAGCGCUUCAGCCCUGUAUUUGAGCGCGUGGUGGCUGGAACGCUCAUUGCUCGCUCCAUAUUAAUCGCAUCGAAACUGGCUCGCGGGUACAAUGUGCCUUGCGUGACCCUAGAGGGCGACCUUGUGAACAAACGCGGGGCAAUGCACGGUGGAUACACGGAUCGGCGCCAGUCUCGACUUGCCUCGCUGCUGCGUUACGACAAGAUCCGCAUCCAAAUUCAACAGAUUGAGUCCGAGCGUGAGCAAAUCCGAGCACAACUUGCCGCACUGGAAUCGCAGAUUCAGCGGACGAUGAACGAACUCCAGAAAUCCGAAGCUGAAAAGCGCAACCUAUUCAAUCAGUUGCGCGACCAUCAACGUGCGCUCACCCAACUGGAUCGUGAGAAGCUCUCCAUUGAGGCUGCGCUCGAGACUGAACGGCAGCGCAUGCAAACCCUGCAGCGACAUGUUCACGAAUAUGAACUGGUGCUCAGCAGCUUGCGCGAUGAGUUUUCGGAACGGACCGCAGCACUCUCAUCCUCAUCGUCAUCACCUACACCGCAGACAGCGAUUUCUGCAGAUGCCUUCGUUGCCCGGCUUGCUGCACUCGAAAAAGAGCUAGAAUCAGUCGCUGCAGCACGUGCUACCCUCGAGCAGCGUCUCGUCGAGAUUGAAAGCGAGUUGGAAACGUGCAUCGAGCGUCAGUUGCGGGAGCUGGAGAAACGUUUUCUUCGCGAGACUUUCGAGGAUGCACCGGAGCUCUUCGAUUCAGCGUCCGGCAUCUCUGUGCCAGUCGCGUUGCAGAGCGAUCCGGAUGAAGCGCCUCCGUCUAUAGCGGAGCUACAAACACGUCAGACGAGCUUGCGUAGAGAGCUCGAGACGCUUGGCAGCGUGCUCCAGGCCCAGCGAGUCUCGCAGGAUCGCAUCGCUGAGGCGCUUCAGCGCACAGCCACCGAACUUGACGCCCUCGCUCGAAAGCGUGACUCACUGGAGGCACAACUUCCCGUAGCCAAGGAGGCCCUCGCCACCGAAAGCCAGCGCCUACAAAUCCACGUCGCACGUCAUACGCAUCUCCAGCAACGCAAAGCGGAGACCGAGCGCAAACUGCGGGAACUCGGACCUGCUCCCGCCCAACAUCACGAGCUCGCCCAUGUGCCGCUGACAACGCUCAUGCAACGUCUGGAGGCGACAAAUACCCGCCUCAGCCAGUUGGGCCAGGUUAACCAGAAAGCGCUCGAACAAUAUCUGGUGUUUGCGAACCAACGCGAGGAGCUGCGCACCCGCCUUGAGGAACUCGAUCGUGGCGACGACUCGAUCCGAACGCUCAUCCAUACCCUGGACCAUCGACGAGCCAACGACUUGCAACGCACUUUCAAAGGAAUCGCCAGACUCUUCUCUGCUGUAUUCGCUGAGCUGGUCCCCGGUGGUACGGCCCAGCUCGUCAUGCAACGAGGUCCGCAUCCGACUGCGUCCGAUACCACCGACACGAACGUGGACUUUGCCGGGGUCGCUAUUCGUGUGCGCUUUCCAUCGGAGGAUCACUUCAGCUUGAUGGCGGCGCUGAGCGGUGGCCAGAAAACCCUGGUAGCCCUGGCUUUGAUCCUGGCCAUUCAACGUCUGGACCCUGCCCCUUUUUAUCUCUUCGAUGAAAUAGACGCCAGUCUCGACGCUGCCUCGCGCGAACGCAUCGCAGCGCUUUUGCAGCAACGACAACCAGGCCCUGAUGCUGGUCAUGGAACCGAAGCGUCUGCAGCACGUUCAUCCGUCUCGCGUCCACAGUUGAUUCUCACCACAUUUCGCCCGGAACUCGUUCGUGUUGCGGAUCGCUGCUACGGCGUUACGAUUCGUGGACGUGUAUCGUGUGUUGAGCCCGUCUCCGUGGCGGAGGCUUUAGCUUUCGUCACUGGACCAGCGUCGUUGCCCAUCGACGCCACGAACGAGCAAGUUGCGAUACUCGCACCUACCGGGGAUACGGAAUCGGGUACCGCACCAGAUAUGCAACCAGUUGCAGGCGGCGAACGCACAUCGCUUCUCCAGGCCAGUUAUGAAUGA
Molecule: messenger RNA, 4029 nt
Organism: Cyanidioschyzon merolae strain 10D
Lineage: Eukaryota; Rhodophyta; Bangiophyceae; Cyanidiales; Cyanidiaceae
Product: sister-chromatide cohesion complex Cohesin, subunit SMC3
Exons: 1
Coding region: 1-4029 (1342 amino acids)
Biological process (GO): mitotic sister chromatid cohesion
Cellular component (GO): chromosome
Molecular function (GO): ATP hydrolysis activity; protein binding; ATP binding
Source: RefSeq, a predicted model, not a curated record